AUGUCGAUAAAUUACUUUACUGAUGUGGAUCCAUGGUCUGAGGAAGGGAGGAAGGAAGAGAGUCUUCCUGUGGCACUUGGUAACUCUAUACAUACCACUGCAGAUAGUGCUGGAAACAAUGGAACUAGUGAUGUGUCAAACAACUUGAAUUUGUUCAAUGAAUUAAACACUGCAUCCUCAAUGAUGGACUCGAUGCUCGGUAGUGUCGAACCUAUUGUGGAUAGUGGAUGGGGGAAUUACAAUUCUUCAAGUAUAAUUGCCAAUAACAAAUUAGACUUAAGCACAACUACCAAGGAUUUGAACAAAUUGAAGCUAACCCCAAAUACCAACAGUGAACAAAUUGACGAGUAUGAAAGCGAAAGUAAUGAGGAAGAUCUGGUAAAGCCUGCUGAAGUCAAGGUCUGGUCAGACGAGGAGAUAAAGUCCUUCAACCCAUUAAGCUUGAAAAAUUCACUGGAUGGGAUUUCGAUAACUGUAAAAGAAAUACCCGAAAAGCAAGGCUUGGUUUUCAAGCAUAUCAAUUAUCUGAUUUCUCAUACUCUGAAAUUUGGAUCUGAGUAUAAUAUUCCCGAAUCAAAGAAGAGGCCGUCAAAUGAAGAUGAAAAUAUAACUAAAGUCAUCAGAAGGUACAGCGAUUUCGCUUGGUUGGUUGAGGUCUUAUGGAAGAAGUAUCCCUUCAGGUUGAUUCCCGAGUUACCCCCUAAAAAGUUUACAUCUUCAUCGAAUGAUGUUGUUUUCCUUCAAAAGAGAAGGCGUGGACUACAGAGGUUUUUGUAUCAACUAUGCAAACAUCCCAUUCUUUCCAAGGAAAAUUUGGUUGUGAUGUUCCUAACAGUUCCAAAUGACUUUUCUAAUUGGAAGAAAUUCGCCAAUAUUGAGUUGAAUGAGGAAUUUGACGGCGUCAGGCUAAAUUUGGCCAGACGAUUCAAGCUAGAUGUUUCAGAUAUUAUGAAAGGUCUCAAAGAUGAGGAAAGUGAUUUUGAUGACAUUGAUAAUGAGGAUAACUACGAGGGGAGAACUGAUCCUCUUUUGAAGACCAGGAAUGAGCUCGUCAUCAAUAGCAUCAAUCAAUUAUGGAACGAAAGCCCAAUGAAUUACAAAGACAAAAAUUUCAUCACCAAUGUUGCAAAAAUGAAUGACAAUUUGACAAGAUUGGCGGAGACGUGGUCUAAAAUUUACGUGCUAGUGGAGAGAAUUGAAAGGAGAGAACUUGCAUUAUCUGUUGAUCACCAAAGGUUUUCCAACUUAUUGGAGAGUUUAUCCAAAGUAGAUGGCGAGGUAUUCAAUAUGGAGGAUAUAUUAAAUACCAAGAGUGGCCGAGCCAACAAUGAAAUACAUAAUAUGUCGAUAAUUAAUUCAAUUAUGGGGCAAAUAUCGAAGUUUUUCGUCAAUUCGAAAAAGUUAAAGGAAGAAGAAGUGCAAAUAAUCAACAAUGAUGUGUUUGAAUCCUUCAAGCGAUUUCAAGAUUAUUACAUCAGCUUACACUUUCUCAUUGAAAGGCUGAUGAAUUUCAAGUUGGAAACGGAAAAGGAGAUUCAGAGCUUGUUACAAAGAAUCAUACGAGCAAUAGAAAAAAUCAAACAAUGUCGAUCCAGAUCUGACAUCAAAGGUUCGGAAUUUGAGAGACACGUGGACAUAUUAACCGAGUCAAUGGAUAAGUUGAAUAUGUUUAUUUCCAAGAUUAUAUUAGUAAAGACCAGUUUUGCAAAUGAACUGAAAUUGUUUCAAAAGGUUAAGUACCUUCUCAGUGAGAUUUUCCAAGACUGGUUUGAGCAACGGAGUAAGUAUUCUGAAAUACAGGAUGGGUAUGUUCAAAGAUUAAUGGACGAUUUGAGAGAUAUGCCUUUAGGGACUUAA
Molecule: messenger RNA, 1857 nt
Organism: Pichia kudriavzevii
Lineage: Eukaryota; Fungi; Ascomycota; Pichiomycetes; Pichiales; Pichiaceae
Exons: 2
Coding region: 1-1857 (618 amino acids)
Biological process (GO): retrograde transport, endosome to Golgi; protein targeting to vacuole
Cellular component (GO): endosome
Molecular function (GO): phosphatidylinositol-3-phosphate binding
Source: RefSeq, a predicted model, not a curated record